This is a messenger RNA of Pimephales promelas (fathead minnow), 993 nucleotides long. NCBI's taxonomy places the organism in Eukaryota, Metazoa, Chordata, Actinopteri, Cypriniformes, Leuciscidae. The record is from RefSeq and is a predicted model, not a curated record.
AUUUCGCCAUAACGGCCAGCCCUAGUAGGAGCUCACGUUCAUGUUUCGUCUGAUAGGCAUCAUCGUUGCGCACUACCUCCAGUCCUUGUCUCCUGCUUUGGUAUUGGGGGGCGAGCUGGUCUAUCACAAGAGACCAGGAGAGGAGGGCACUGUCACAUCAUUAGUGGGCAGGUACACAGGUAGUAACUAUGUCGCCACGUUGACUGUUGGAGGAGCUGGUGCACAUGCGUCAUACUACCACAAAGCCAAUGACCAGCUCCAGGUUGGGGUGGAAUUUGAGGCUAGCACACGGAUGCAGGACACAAGCAUGUCGUUUGGUUAUCAGUUGGAUGUACCCAAAGCAAAUCUGCUGUUUAAAGGUUCUUUAGAUAGCAAUUGGGUGGUGGGAGCGACGCUGGAAAAGAAGCUGCUUCCCCUUCCUCUAUCAUUAGCUCUAGGCGCCUUCCUUAACCAUCGUAAGAACAAGUUUCAGUGUGGCUUUGGUAUCACCAUCGGAUAGAACCACUGUGGCGAUUUCAGAAUCUCAACAGAUACAACCCUCCACCACGCUUGGACUGGCGCAAAGAGACAUGGGAAAUGGACCAACACUGAAACGAACUCAGAGACUCCCUCCCUAUAUUAGUGCAUUGAACCUUCACAAGGAUGGACCAGGACAAAGAGCUCGCAGGACUGUCCAACAGAGCUCUCAUCAAUAUAAAUGUUCCGUUAUCUGAUAAACAGACGACUGACGACAUAAGGUUUGUUUUCAAAUGCACAUCAUGUGGAAGAACAAUGCAUGUAACAUUAAAGGUGUUUUGGAAGAAAGUACGUAUCCGUAUUCAAAAUAUACUUCAUUCAAAUACAGUGAGUUAAUGUGGAGAUGUUUUUUGCCUUUGAGACAAAAUAAUUCUUUUGGCUUUUACAAAAGACUGUUUUCUUAAGGGCAAAAGACAAUUUUUUGAUCUAUAAACACAAACCAUUUGUUUUGGUCUAAAUAAAUGUGGUCAUACGGUU